Arabidopsis arenosa is the source of this 1689-nucleotide messenger RNA. Lineage: Eukaryota; Viridiplantae; Streptophyta; Magnoliopsida; Brassicales; Brassicaceae. The record is from the annotation of a GenBank genome assembly.
AUGAAUCUGAAAGAAAAAUUGUCUAGUUCUUGGCUUUGGGAAGUAAAUAUAUUUGGUGUUAAGCUUGAGUCUCUCUGGUUUUGAGCUGACUUGAGUUUGUUAGUAUUAUGGCUGAGGUGAGCAAAGUUCCGGCUAGUGACAUGGAACUAGACCAUUCAAGCGAGACUAAAGCAGGGGAUGAUGUUGUUUCCGCCACUGAUAAAGCGGAGGUCACAUCAGUGACUGUAACUAAAACUGAAACCGUUGUUGAAAGUUCGAAAUCUACGGACUGCAAGGAGCUACAACAACUUGUUCCUCAUACCGUAGCUUCGCAGUCAGAAGUAGAUGUGGCUUCCCCGACAUCCGAGAAAGCACCGAAGAUUUCGGAAAGUAGCACUGCGUUAUCUUUGCAAUCUGGUUCGGAAGGGAAUAGCCCGUUUAUUCGGGAGAAAGUUAUGGAAGACGGAUACAACUGGCGGAAAUAUGGGCAGAAACUUGUUAAAGGAAAUGAGUUUGUAAGGAGCUAUUACAGGUGCACACACCCAAACUGCAAAGCGAAAAAGCAGUUGGAACGGUCGUCUGGUGGACAAGUCGUGGACACCGUUUACUUUGGUGAACAUGAUCAUCCAAAGCCUCUUACUGGCGCUGUUCUUAUCAACCAGGAUAAACGAAGUGAUAUCUUCACAGCUGUUAGUAAAGAGAAAACAUCGGGAUCCAGUGUUCAGACACUUCGUCAAACCGAACCACCAAAGAUCCAUGGAGGAUUACAUGUUACAGUUAUUCCACCAGCUGAAGAUGUGAAAACUGAUAUUUCACAAUCAAGUAGGAUAAAAGGCGACAACAGUCACAAGGAUUAUAAUAGUCCUACCUCAAAGCGAAGGAAGAAAGGAGGGAACAUCGAGCUGAGUCCAGUGGAGAGGUCAACCAAUGAUUCACGCAUUGUGGUUCACACUCAGACUCUGUUUGAUAUUGUGAAUGAUGGGUACCGAUGGCGUAAAUAUGGUCAGAAAUCAGUGAAAGGCAGCCCAUAUCCAAGGAGCUACUAUAGAUGUUCAAGCUCUGGAUGCCCCGUCAAGAAACACGUAGAGAGGUCAUCUCAUGACACAAAGUUACUUAUAACGACUUACGAGGGAAAACAUGACCACGAUAUGCCUCCAGGAAGAGUUGUUACUCAUAAUAACAUGCUGGACUCGGAAGUUGAUGAUAAAGAAGGAGAUGCCAACAAGACUCCACAGAGCUCAGCUCUUCAAUCCACUACAAAAGACCAGCAUGUCGAAGAUCACCCAAGAAAGAAGGCGAAGACUAAUGGCUUUGAGAAAAGUCUUGAUCAAGGUCCAGUUUUGGAUGAGAAGCUGAAGGAGAAAAUAAAAGACAGAUCAGAUGUGAACAAAGAUCACGCAGCCAAUCACGCCAAGCCGGAGACAAAGUCAGAUGAUAAAACCACUGCUUGUCAUGAGAAGGCAGUGGAAACCCUGGAGAAUAAGGAACAGAAACCCAAGACAGAGCCUGCCCGAAGCUAAGCAUUCGGUGUUGUAUCGAGUGGUAAUUUAUAUGGCUGUUUAACAUAGAUUAGUACAGGCGUUAUGAUUAUAGACUGUACAGUUGUUGUUCAGGCGGGACCAAAUUUAGAUUAGUGUUUAAUGGAAUAGUAUGCUUUAAUACCUUUAUGUAACCACUUCCAUUUGGUUCAAAUAAGAGUUACAGGAAGAG